AUGUUUGCGAGCACAGGCAAGACCUGUAAUUUCAACCAGUGGCUGCAGUUCUUCGCAUUCGACGUCAUUGGAGAGUUGACAUGGAGCAAGAGGUUGGGCUUUGUAGAGGGCAACAAAGACGUAGACAACAUUAUCGAAUUCUUGGGCAAAUUUUUCGAUUACGUCGCGCCAGUCGGACAAAUGCCAAUACUUGACCGUCUCCUAUGGAAGAACCCGAUCAGUCUUUUUGCCCAGCGCAUUGGUCUCGACAAGCGUAUUCACCCAGUCACCCUCUUCGCACUCAACCGCUCCAGUGAGCGCGCUCAGCAAGUAGAGAAAGUCAAGCGCUUUGGUCUCUCCGACGACGAGAAGGCCAAUCCCCGCGGUAUCGACCUACUCUCCAAGUUCGCUCAAGCAAGCCACGACCACGACUUCAUGGACGACAACCGCAUUCUCUCUACAUGUACAUCCAUGGUAUUCGCUGGUUCAGAAACCACGGCAAUCUCUCUAUCUGCCGUCUUCUACUUCCUCGUCAAGCACCCGCGUGUGUACUACAAGUUGAUGGCAGAGCUCGACAACGCUGUCGCAGAUGGAACAAUCGAAGACCGCCCAGACCGCACAAUCUCAUGGCCAGAAGCCCAGAAACUACCUUACCUCGAUGCCGUCGUCCAGGAAUCGUUCCGACUUCAUCCCGCACCCGGCCUAAUCCUCGAACGCGUCGUCCCACCCCAAGGCAUGCAAAUCCUCAACGAGUUCAUCCCCGGUGGGACCAUCGUCGGCUGUAACGCAUGGGUUGUGCAUCGCCGCCCAGAAGUGUUCGGCUUCGACGUCGAUGUGUUCCGCCCUGAGCGCUGGCUUGACGCUAGCCCGGAGAAGUUGAAGGAGAUGAAAGGUACUAUGUUGCAGUUUGGUGCUGGCGCCAGAACCUGCAUCGGCAAGAACAUCAGUCUGUUGGAGAUUUACAAGCUUGUGCCGAGUUUCUUGAGGAGAUUUGAGGUACAGCUUGAGGACCCAAGUAAGGAGUGGAAGACGCAUAAUGCGUGGUUUGUGGGGCAGAAGGAGUUUAACACGAGGUUCCGACCGAGGGCGUAG
This is a messenger RNA of Parastagonospora nodorum SN15, 1071 nucleotides long. RefSeq lists its product as hypothetical. The transcript has 2 exons. Gene Ontology annotation, molecular function: iron ion binding; oxidoreductase activity, acting on paired donors, with incorporation or reduction of molecular oxygen; heme binding. The coding region runs from base 1 to 1071 and encodes 356 amino acids. NCBI's taxonomy places the organism in Eukaryota, Fungi, Ascomycota, Dothideomycetes, Pleosporales, Phaeosphaeriaceae. The record is from RefSeq and is a predicted model, not a curated record.